Messenger RNA from Nerophis lumbriciformis (worm pipefish), 1898 nucleotides. RefSeq lists its product as uncharacterized. The record is from RefSeq and is a predicted model, not a curated record. Gene Ontology annotation, molecular function: protein binding. Gene Ontology annotation, biological process: protein homooligomerization. NCBI's taxonomy places the organism in Eukaryota, Metazoa, Chordata, Actinopteri, Syngnathiformes, Syngnathidae.
GGCACUUCCGCUUGAAUAAGCAGGUUAGUGAGCAGGAUGAUUGUGAAGGUCACUAAAACACAAACGGGGUUGUUUUUUUUCCGGUUUUUUUGGCGCUGCGGUCCAAUAUAGCGCAUGCGCAGUGCAGGGAGGCAGACUGCAAUAUGGCGAGAAUGUCCGACGCGCAGCAGCACGUCGGCUGCGGGGACGACGAGGACGUCCGGGAGGUGCGCAUCACCGGGGACGAGGAGGGUCCGGACUGGGAGGUCACCCCUGCGGGGAUGGACUCCCACCUGGCCGCCGCGCACUUCCCGCCGCGGGACAAUCUGAGCGAGAACACGCGCCUGGCGACCCGCUACGCGGUGCGGAUCUUCCGGGACUACCUGGGCGAGAAGUCCCACAGUCCGGACUUUGAGCGUCUCCCCAAGGCGGAGCUGUGCGCGCGCCUGCGCUCCUUCUACGCGGAGGCGCGCGCCAAAAGCGGGCACCUGUACAGCAAGUCGUCCCUCGUCAGCAUCCGUAGCUCGCUCAACCGCCACAUCAACGAGCCGCCCUUCUGCCGCACCCUGGACCUCGCCAAGGACCCGGAGCUGCGCGGCGCCAACCUGACCCUGGCCGCGGUCAUCCGGCGUCUGGAGGCGCAGGGGGCGGGGCCGGUGGUCCAGAAGCAGGCCAUCGCGCGCGCGGACCUGCGCAGGCUGUACGCGUCGUCCAUGUUCGACGCGGACACGCCGCUCGGACUCCUCAACAAGGUCUGGUUCGAGACCUGCAUGUACUUCUGCACCCGCGGCCGGGAGAACCAGCGCGAGCUGCGGGAGGACUCCUUCGGCCUGGCCGCGGACCGGUACGGGCGGAAGUUCGUCUACUUCAAAGCCCCGGGGCCCCGCCCCCCGAGGAGGAGGAAGCCGGAGGCGCGCGAUGACGUCACCCUGCCGCGGAUGUACGAGACGCGCACGCCGCUGUGUCCGUACGCCAGCUUCCGCCGCUACCUGGCCAAGCGGCACCCGCUCUGCCGCGCCUUCUUCCAGCGGCCGCGGGAGCGCUGCGGCGCCGCGGAGGUCACGUGGUUCGAGAACAAGGCCAUCGGCAAGAACCUGCUGGGCACGCGCAUGCAGACGCUGUCGCGCGCCGCCGGGCUGUCCAAGACCUACACCAACCACUGCAUCGGCGCCGUCGCCAUAGCGACGCUGGACGGCGUCGUGGGCGCCGCCGCGGAGAUGACGCGCCUCGCCGCCUCUCACCCGAAAAAACAGGACGAUGACAGCAGUCGGACGCCGCUGGACUCUCCCGGCGUGCCGUCCGCCGCCCAGCUCAGCAAAAGCAACGCGGCGGUCCACAUGGACGUGGGAGGUCACAUGUACACCAGCAGCCUGGCCACGCUGGGCAGGUACCCCGAGUCACGGAUCGGACGCCUGUUCGACGGCAGCGAGCCCGUGGUGUUGGACCGUCUCAGGCGCCGCUACUUCAUCGACCGCGACGGCGCCAUGUUCCGCCACGUCCUCAACUUCCUGCGCACCUCCAAGCUCCUCCUCCCGGAUGACUUCAAGGAGUACUCUCUGCUGUAUGAGGAGGCCUCCUUCUUCCAGCUGGCGCCCUUGCAGGCAGAGCUGCGGCGCUGGCGGGCGGAGCGCGAGCGCGACAAGGCGGCGGCGGCGGCGCGGGAGUGCGUGGUGGUCCGCGUGGCUCGAGACCAGGCCGAGAGGAUCGGCGUGAGCGGCCGCCGCGCCGCCAUCGAGGAGGUCUUCCCGGAGGUGUUGCAGCGACUGCAGCAGAGCAGAUUCUGCAUCACAUGUGGUUCCUGCGGCGGCGGUGCAGACUCCCCCUCCCACUUCAGCGAGUACGUGCUCCAGAGGGCGGGGCUCAGUGGCCGAGGCUCCUCCCCCGGACCAGUCAAGCAGGAAGAGCUGGACUGCGCCUGA